AUGGAUGAUCUCGAGCGGGCCAUUCUCUUCAGCUUCGAUCAAUCAGGAGCCGUCGACGUCUCGCUCCGCGCACGCGCGCACGCGUUCUGCGCGGAGGCUCGGCGCUCCCCGCAGCUAUGGCGCGUGUGCGUGGAGCGGCUCAUCUCGUCGAGCUACCCUGAGGUGCAGUUCUGGUGCCUGCAGGCGCUCGAAGAGCUCUUGCUGCGCCAGCGACUGCGCGCGGACGGCCAGCCGCAGCCCGCGGGGGGGGUAUCUUCUGGCGACGGCGGCGCUGGCGCAGGGGCGGAGGGUGAGUUUCUUCCGCCCGAAGCGCUGGCGGAGCUCCGCGAAACCCUAAUGGCGGUAGCCUUCAGGUGUCCCGUGGGAUCAGGGCUGAUGCCAGGGCUGAUGCCAGGGGCGGGGGGGCCGCAGGGCAUGGCAGAUGCGCAGGCAGGAGGGCAAGCGGGCGGGGGGGUGCCGCUGUGCGCGUCAUGGCCGGUAUUCAUCCGCAACAAGGUGGCGCAGGUGAUCGUGCUGCUUAUCCGCCUGCACUACCCCACACCGUGGCACACCGCAUUCGACCCCAUCGUCUCCGCGCUCAUGGCGGUCGGCGCAGCGGCCAACCCCCAAGCCUCCGCCGCCGGCGGUACCACCAGCUCCAUGGCGCAAGCGGGUGGCGCGGAGGGCGCGGGCGCGUGGAGCGUGGUGAGUCUGGACAUGGCGUGCCGCGUGCUGGCGGCGCUGGACCAGGAGGUGCUGAGCAUCGAGUACGCGCGCACGGCGGAGGAGUCGGCCGCCGCCAUGCGCGUCAAGGACGGCAUGCGCGAGGGCUGCAUUGCGCCGCUCGUGCACGCCUGGUACUGCGCCGCUGUCGCGCUGCUAACGGCGCUGGGGGCGGGGGGAGCAGGAGGAGGAGCUGGGGCAGAGCAGGGUGGGAUGCCGGGCAGUAACGGUGUGGGCGGGGGAGGGGGAGAUGUGGUGUUGAGGGACGGGAGGGGGAGCGCGGUGAGCAGGGACGACGCGGCGGCAUCUGUAGCGGCGCUGCUGGAAACGCUACAGCCGUACGUGGCAUGGAUAGACAUCGGGCUUGUCGCGGACUCCCGUUGGCUGCCGCUCCUCUUCGGCCUCCUAGCAGCACACACCAGCGACGUGCGCCUGCGAUCCGCGGCGUGCGGGUGCAUCCUCGCUAUAGUGAACAAGCGCAUGGACGCCGUGAGCAAGGUGGCGCUGCUGCAGCGCGUGCAGAUCGCGCAGGUGGCGGGCGUGCGCGUGGUGGAGGAGAUCGCGCGCGCGGACGAGGGGCUCACGCUGCGCCUCGCGGAGCUGCUGACGGGCGCCGCCACCGAGAUCAUGGAGUGCAUCAAGAAACUCGAGGCGGGGGGUGGCGGGGGCGGACGGGCGGAGGGGGUUCUGCAGGGGUUCGGGAUGGAAGACGGGAAGGGCGCGGGCGCGGGGGACGGGGGAGGCGGGGAGGCGUCUGAAUCAGUAGCAGUGGCGGCGACGGCGGCGGCGCAGGGCAUGCUGGAUGCCAUUCUGCCGGCCGUGUUCUUUUUGGCGCAGAGGCACCCCGACGAGGACGUGUCCGCCAACUGCUUCCAGUUCCUCCUCUUCUUCGUCGCUGACAUGCGCCGCGUCGGCGGCGCCAGCAGCAGAGGCGCCGCGGCGCUCGCCGCCACCGCAGCAGCCGCCGGAGCAGCAGACGCGGCGGCGGCAGCGGUGAGAGAGCGGCAGGAGCAGCAACUGCGGCAGGUGCUGCUGGUAGUGGGGGAGCGGAUGAGGUACCCUGAGAGCAGCUGUGAGGCGUUAGAUGCACCGACAAAGGAGGGCGAGGAGGAGGAGGAGCGCGUGGGCGAACAGCGCAAGGACCUCUUCGUGCUGCUGCGCUCCGCCGCCAAGGUCAACCCUGCCGUCGUGCGCGCGUUCGUCCAUGAAACCCUAGCCGCAGCGCUCGCACGCGGGCCGCACGCGACGUUCGCGGAGACAGAGGCAGCAGUGCAGCUGUUCUAUCAACUAGGCGAGGGCGUCACGGAGGAGGCACUCAAGCCUGGCAGCGGCGCGCUGGGGGAGAUGACCGCGCUGCUCCUCUCCUCCUCCUCCUCCUCCUCCUCCUCCUCUGCCUCAGUGGCCUCCCAGCAGCAGGGAGCAGGCGGGGCGGCAGCAGGGGCAGCGGGAGGGGGGGUGAGGUACAGGGGGCACCGGCUGGUGGCGGUGGCGUGGCUGGAGGUGAUAGUGCGGUAUGUGCGGUUCGUGCAGCAGCGCCCUCAGUACAUCCCUGCUGCACUAGAUGCUUUCCUGGGCCCGUGGGGCGUGGGGCACGGCAACAGCGCGGUGGCGGGGCGGGCAGCGUACCUGCUGAUGCGCGUGGUGAAGGUGCUGAGACAACAGCUGCUGCCACUGCUCGACUCCAUCCUCAUGGGUCUGCAGCGCAUGUUAGAGGCCAUCACGUCAGCGCCACCAGCAGCAGCAGGCAAGGGGGCAGGCGGGCAGGGCAGACCAGCAGGGCCGUUUGGGCGAGGAGAAGGUGCCUUUGACGACCGCAUCUAUGCGUAUGAGGCAGUGGGGCUGCUAUUGGCGCAGGAGGAAGUGCCAGCUCAGCAGCAGGCAGCGUGCUUGUCAGCGCUGCUCACACCGCUCAUCGCACGGGCAGAUGCGUUGGCACAAGAAGCACAGGCGGCAGAAGCAGGAGGAGGGGGAGCGGAGGCGGCAGCGGGCAUGGUGGCGGCGCUGCAGCAGGUGAUCAUGGCCAUGAGCUACCUGUCCAAGGGCUUUGCCGCGCACAUGGUGACCACGGCGCGGCCAGAGCUGGCGCAGCUGUUCAAGGGCGCCGUGGAGUGCGUGCUCCGCGUGCUGCACGCCCUGCCCCGCAGCCGCCCCACUCGCUCCAAGGUGACAUCAUUCCUGCACCGCAUGGCGGACUGCCUGGGGGCGCACAUCAUCCCCUUCCUGCCACAAGCACUGCCGCUCCUCCUCGCGCACUGUGAGGCGAGGGACAUGGUGGAGUGUGUGCAGCUGCUGUCACUGCUAACAGCCAAGCACCGCGCACACAUGGCGCCCAUCGUCGACGCCCUGCUCGCCCCCCUCUUCGCCCGCCUCUCCGUCCUGCUGCCCUCGUCGCUCCCCUCGCUCAUGGGGCCACCCAACACCACCUCUGACGCCUCUGGCACGCCCGAGGAGGUGAGGGAGCAGCGGGAGGUGUUGAGAGCAGUGGUGAUGCUGCUGCACGGCAUCACCAUGGCGGACCUGCACGCCACCUUCCUCUCCCCCGCCAACGCCUCACAAGUGCUCCCACGCAUCAUCACUCUCCUUCUAGACACGGCCUCACUGCAUGUGGACAUCUCGCUGCGCAAGGUGGCCGUUGCCUGCUUCAUCCGCUUCGCCUCCGACUGGUGCUCCUGCGACCCCGAGAAGGCGCCGGGGUUCAGGGCGUUUUUGUUGGAGCAGUUUCUGCCCACGGCGUGCCUGCUGCCGUGCCUGCAGCCCUCCUUCUCCCUGCAGGACGCCAACUCCGCUUUGCUAGUGAACGACAUUUCACUCGCCCUGCUGGCGCUGCACCACACGUGCGGCCAGCUGCUCUCCGAUCGCCUCCUUUCUUCUCUUCUGCCCUCACUUAACUGUCCACCCACGUUAGCCGCCAACUUUUGUACCCAGCUCCAGAGAGGAGAUGCAAAGAUAGCACGUGAUGCAUUUAGAGAGUUAUUGGAACUCGCCUACUUGACCUACCUAUUGGGGAACGAGCUGCUUGAUCUGGAUCUCCCUGUCGCAGCCGCCGCUCAGCCUGGACCUCACAAGUCAUUGCGAGCUGCCGAGGUACAGAACAGGUCUUUGUCGGCAGAGCCGGUGCUGGUGCCUGUUGCUCCCACCAAUGGCAGACUGACUGAGGGCACCUUCGUCACGCAAGUUGCCGAGGCGCAAUUGCGGAAUUGUCCGGCGAACGCCAGGAGCACGGUGCGGGGAGCUGGGGUGUUUCACGGGAAAAGCUUGUCUGCGCCAUCUAACGAAGUGGCCGGGUCCCCAAUAGCAGCUCCAGUAGUUUUCGGUUCCAUGGUUGAGCCAGCCACUUUGUUGUCCUGGCGCCCCCCUUUGGAGUAUGGUCCCCUGGCUGGUGGCGCAGCAGCCCCCGCUCCCGACCCUGCUGCAUGUCGCCCCACAGCAAAUGCCACCGCAGCCGCAUUGGCUGCCUGUGACAUUGGGGCAAGUCAGCAGGGUCUACUGAAUACACCUGAAGCUUUUGAAAUGCGGAGAAACAGAGCAAUGCUUCAUGCUCUGUCAGACGCCCCAGGCCGCAGCACCUUGAGUCCGGUGAAGUCUCAAAAGCAGAGCCAUAGCUUUCACUCGAGAGCUGGAGGUGGUGGCAUUACUAAGAAGAGUUCGACUGAAAAGUACAGGAGAGCUCGUGUCAGUCAGGGAUUUUCAAAUUUGCGUGAAGUCAUACCAGGGAAGUUUCUUAGCAGCCACAUUCAGAAGGCGAGAGGAUUUACUCAAAGGGCUGACUUGUGUACAUUGCUUAAUGCAGCAUCAGACUACAUCAACUACAUGAAGCACGUGCGGAUCAUCGUCGCGUACACGUGGUUCGUCAACGUCUCCAUCGUCAUCCUCGUCCCUGUCGACGUCUGGACGGCGAUAUGUUUGGAGGGCGAGGCGGGCCCCACGGGGAUGACGUCGGGGCUGUCAGCAGCGGUGUGCGGCUCGAAGCUCUCCGUGCAGUUCAUGUGGAGCUUCUCCUACUGGAGCGCUUACUUCCUCACAUGGGUGAUCAUCCCGAUCAUGCAGGGCUACGAGGACGCAGGGGACUUCACGGCAAAAGAGCGGCUGCGCACGAGUGUGAGGAUGAACCUCAUGCUCAUUGGCAUCGUGGGCGCCGUGGCCGUGGUCGGCAUCAUCAUCUUGCUCGCCACCAAGGAGAUGGCCUGGGACAACAUAGUGUCGCUGGCCAUAGGGGCGUCGAACGCCUUUGCGCUGAUAACGGGCGCGUUGCUGCUGGGGUACGGGCUGGUGGAGAUCCCAAGGGGCCUCUGGAGCCACGCUGACCUGGCAGAGCGUCACAAGUGGCUGUCCGUGCGCGUGGCCCGGGCGGCACAGAAACUGGACCAGGCGCACCAGGAGCUCAGCACUGCCAUCGUGAUUGCACAGGCCACCUCGCUGCAGAUGCCCCGCCAUGAUCCUUUGCGACCCAUGAUGGAGAUAAUCGAUGCCAUGGCGAGUGAGGACGCGGGGUUCAAGCCAUCGGGCGGGCAGAUAGGCGAGAACGACAUGGACUACGACGCCGACGCCAAGAGCAUGGCCGCCCUCCGCCGCCGCCUGCGCAACGCCCAGGACAACUACUCGCGCUGCAAGACGGAGUACUGCACGGUGGUGUGGGAGGCGCUGCAGCUGGAGGAGACGUUGCACAACUGCUACCAGGGCACCGGCCGCUACACCUCCUACCUGCGCGCGCCCAGGAAGGGCUUCUUUGCCCCACUCCUCGAUGUCGUCGAGUGGUGGUGGCGCUGUGCCAUCCGCAGCCACGUGGUGCGGGCCUUCGCGCUGCUCCUCGGCCUCAUCUCCCUCGCCAUCCUCUUUGCUGAGGCCACCCUGCUUUCCCAGAAGUGGGUCGACCUCUCGCUCUUCUCCGUGCUUGUGCGAGCCGCUGCUCUGCACGGGGAGGCGGUGCAGCUGAUAGUGUUUGUGCCGCUGGUGUACCUGUGCGUGUGCACGUACUUCUCUCUCUUCAAGCUCGGCAUGUUCUCCUUCUACUACCUCGUCCCCGCACACACCGACUCCGUCUCACUCCUCAUCAACUGCUCCAUGGUGUCCCGGUACGCGGCCCCCAUGUGCUACAACUUCCUCAGUCUCAUCCACCUGCGCCACUACAACUACGCUACUGGCUCUGUUGAGCCCCUCAUCACCGUCUUUGAAAAGCGCAUGGGGGUGCUGCCCAAGUCGUUUGACCGCGUGUAUCCGCUGUGCAUGGUAGCGUGGUCGUUGCUCAUCGCCCUCAACGUGCACCACCGCCUCUUUGACUCCGUCACGCACCUCCUCUCGCACUGCCGCGGCCUCUACAGCCGCACCUGGCACCGCCUGCGCUUUGACGAUGACGGCGAGGGGGAGGACGUGGGCGUGGACGGGCGCAGGGUGGUCGUCAAGGGCCACGUGAUACUGCAACGAGAGCGGGCGACCAUAGAGCGUGGGCUGCCAAUGGGCGAGAGUGUGGUGCCCCUGGCGCGCCACUUCUCCUCCAAGGACCUCCAUGCCUCCUCCUCCGCCUCCUCCCUGCUCUCAGGCCAUUACUCCACCCCCACUAAGGUGCCGCACACGGACCCCAGCUCCUCCUCCUCCGCUGAUCCUCUGCUUGAUUCACGGCUGCCUGCGGUGAGGCCAGCAGGGGGCAAGCCUGCCGCUGACAGCGCCAGCACCAAGAACCCCGAGUCGGCAUCCUUGCUCAGAGCAGCAGACACCAGCUCCGCUUCACUCAAAUAUUCUGGCAUCAUUGCUGCUGGUGCUGCUGCUGGGUCAUCUGCUGGCGGCAGUGCCAGGAAGCCCCAGCGGCCUCCUGCAGGGGGUGCUUCAGGUGCUUCAUCAGGUGCUGCCUCUCCAGCAGCAGGUGUGGCAGCCAGGGUGGGGCUGGAGGCGAGCAUCAAGUCAAGCUCAGCAGGCGAUCUGCUUCCCCUGGGUCGGGAGAAGUCAAGGCAGGCCUCUGUCCCUGGCAGUCCCCUCUUGCUCUCUCGAGCUGCCUCUCCUCUUGUUACUGCCAGGCUGCCACCCAUCAGCACCUCGGCUCACUCCACUCCACACCACCUUUCCACUGCUGUAGCUGCUGCUCCUGCUGGCAGCGUAACACCCACGCGCCCACUCUCGCCUCCCUCUCUCCUCUCUUCCGCUCUGGGCCUAAGCUCGGCCGCAAUGGUUUCAACGCCACAACGGUACUUCUGGGCCGGGCAGGCCACAGCAGCAACGGUAGCAGGUGGAGCAGAGCAGCUAGAAUCAGGCACCCAUCAAGGGAGCAGUCAUGCAGCGGGUAUGUCUCCUACACAGUCCCCACUAAUCUCGGGCCAAAGAGGAGCAGCAGCAGGUGCUGGUUCAGGAGGGACCAUCCCUGGCAGCAGCGGCCAUUGGUCGCAAACACUGCUUGAGUCGCGCUGGUCUCAGGCAGUCACAUCCCGCCUGCGUGAUGCCUCAUCCAGCAGCACAAUGGGCAGGCUGAGGGACAUUCUAGGAAGCCCACGUCCACACAGUAAAGAUGACGGGGGUGUGGAUACAACUGGACGAAGUGGAGGUGGCGUGACACAAGAGACUGCUCCUGAUCUGGACAGUAUAUUUGAAAGCUUGCAUGCACGGCGAGCUGCAGCACACACGGAAGAUAUUGAUGAUUUUGAAGAUCAACAUGGAUUGCUACGUCCAGGAAGGGAGCAGCAAAGCAGACGAAAGUGA
Molecule: messenger RNA, 7386 nt
Organism: Closterium sp. NIES-65
Lineage: Eukaryota; Viridiplantae; Streptophyta; Zygnematophyceae; Desmidiales; Closteriaceae
Source: the annotation of a GenBank genome assembly